AUGCUCUCUAGACAGCUAAGACAGGUCUCGUCGAGGCUAUCAGUGGUUGGCAGCAGUGCUGCUCGUGCCUACUCGACCUCAGUGGUGCCAGAAGCCGAGAAAGCUCUGCAACAACAGGCUCCUAACCGAGUUGACACAUGGGCACCUUCGCAAAGGCCACGAGCUGAAGCUCAAGUGGGACCCCGAUUCGAACAACACUCUUUGGAAUUACAACCCCGUCCGUAUGCUGCCAUUGACCUGAUUGCCAAAGAACCCAUCAGAUACGUCCACGACCACAGCGCGGUCUGUGACGGUGGAAAGGGCGCUCAAGGCCACCCCAAGAUCUUCAUCAACCUCGACAAACCCGGUCCUCACGCCUGUUUAUACUGCGGUCUCCGCUACGCCAACGAGCACCACAGAGCCGAGAUCGAGGCCGCUUCCGCCUAA
Messenger RNA from Sugiyamaella lignohabitans, 426 nucleotides. Its product is annotated as NADH:ubiquinone oxidoreductase 18.4kD subunit. The record is from RefSeq and is a predicted model, not a curated record. Bases 1 to 426 code for a protein of 141 amino acids. Lineage: Eukaryota; Fungi; Ascomycota; Dipodascomycetes; Dipodascales; Trichomonascaceae. The transcript has a single exon. Gene Ontology annotation, biological process: mitochondrial electron transport, NADH to ubiquinone.